Molecule: messenger RNA, 901 nt
Organism: Hylaeus volcanicus
Lineage: Eukaryota; Metazoa; Arthropoda; Insecta; Hymenoptera; Colletidae
Gene: eIF1A
Product: eukaryotic translation initiation factor 1A, X-chromosomal
Exons: 5
Coding region: 293-736 (147 amino acids)
Biological process (GO): translational initiation
Cellular component (GO): cytoplasm
Molecular function (GO): translation initiation factor activity; RNA binding
Source: RefSeq, a predicted model, not a curated record
AGUCAAUUAGAUAUCUGAAUUUUAACAAACUUCGUGUCCAAUCGUGCAUUUAAAUUAUAGUAAAAUAAAAAAAGUAAUUUUGACUUAGUGAUUUUACGUAUUUAGAACUCAUUAGGAAGAAAACAGAUUCAAGUUUGGCUUACUUGACAUUCUCUGAUAGAUAGAGCUCACGUCUUUUCCAUGAGGUGUGCUGUGGUGCAAAUCUCGUUUUUAGGGCAUUGAGUGUAAUACUUGGUCUCAUUAUCUGAAUUUAUCGCAUAUUUAUUGUUUAAACAAGUUUUAACGAGUCAACAUGCCGAAGAAUAAGGGAAAGGGAGGUAAAAACAGGAGAAGGGGUAAAAAUGAAAAUGAAACAGAAAAAAGAGAAUUGGUUUUCAAAGAAGAUGGACAAGAAUAUGCACAAGUCACAAAAAUGCUUGGUAAUGGAAGGUUAGAAGCAAUGUGUUUUGAUGGUGUCAAGAGAUUGUGUCAUAUUCGAGGAAAAUUGCGAAAAAAAGUAUGGAUCAAUCAAGGUGACAUAAUACUGAUUGGCUUGCGAGAUUAUCAAGAUGCAAAAGCUGAUGUUAUAUUAAAAUAUACAUCAGAUGAAGCUCGUAAUUUGAAAACAUAUGGAGAAUUCCCAGAAACUGUACGUAUCAAUGAUACUGUCACCUUCGUUGAAGACGGAUUCGAUGAAGACAUUGAAUUCGGCGAUGAAAUUAGCGAUGAUGACGAAGAUGAUGUUGACAAUAUCUGAUGACCUUUGAUAUAUUAAUUUGUAAAAGGUAUGAGAUAAAAGUGCAUGAAAACACCUAUUUGUUUUACAAAAUGCUAUCAUUCGUCGCGCAAUUAAGAUAUUGAAAUUUGUUGAAUAAGUAGUCAAUUUUCUGUAUCUAUAAAUAAAUUUCCAGAUAUGUGGGUA